UUAUGGUAAACGAGCACGGCGGUGUGGCUUCACCCAUAGAGAAAGGUUAACACUAAAUGGAAACAUACUCCCAAUCUCUAUGGCGGUCGGAACGGCGAUGUGACGGAGAGCAUCGGCAUAAAGUGUUGUAGGCUCGGAGGCGGCAUGGUUCUCUACAAAACUUUAUUUUUAUUUUCUUUAUAGAGAAGAUAAGAGUUCCACGUGGCAUAUUUUGGAUGGUUUGAUGUAUCAAACUGUACAAAAACAGGGAACAUUACCCUGUCUUUCCUUACAUAAUCUUCUACCAGAAUAUUAGUCCAACGCAGCCACCAAACAUUGUGACCUUGAAGGAACUAAGGUCAAAGCAACAUUGCAACCUACCAGUAUCAAAACCGUGCUUAACAAUCUUGUUUUGGUUCUUGUUCUGCGUUUUGCUUCGCCAUUCACAAACCAACGCCAAAGAGAAUUAUGGGAGUGACACCCAAAAUCGCUCCUUCGAUGCUUUCAUCGGAUUUGGCCAAUUUGGCUUCCGAAGCUCAUCGUAUGCUCAACUAUGGCGCUGAUUGGCUUCACAUGGACAUCAUGGAUGGGCACUUUGUCGGUAAUUUAACUAUGGGCGCUCCAGUCAUUGAAAGUUUGAGAAAGCACACAAAGGCGUAUUUGGACUGUCAUCUGAUGGUUACAAAUCCUCUUGAUUAUGUUGAACCUUUCGGAAAAGCUGGUGCUUCUGGUUUUACAUUUCAUAUAGAGACAUCAAAAGACAACUGGAAAGAACUUAUUGAAAACAUUAAGUCACACGGCAUGAGGCCUGGCGUAGCGAUAAAACCUGGGACAUCUGUAGAAGAGGUUUAUCCGCUGGUUGAAGCUGAAACUCCUGUGGAAAUGGUUCUUGUGAUGACUGUAGAACCUGGAUUCGGAGGACAAAAGUUUAUGCCAGAGACGAUGGACAAGGUACGGAUACUGAGGAAGAAGUAUCCA
Messenger RNA from Cicer arietinum (chickpea), 957 nucleotides. The record is from RefSeq and is a predicted model, not a curated record. NCBI's taxonomy places the organism in Eukaryota, Viridiplantae, Streptophyta, Magnoliopsida, Fabales, Fabaceae.